GUCUGCGAAAUAGAUACAUGACAAGUGUUUUAUGUGACAAGUUUAUCCGAGUUUUCCCUAUCUGUCGCCGCACAAACGCACGGAAUUGGCAUCCACGCUUCUUAUUCAGCUGCACCCUUGCCAAACUGUAGCAGGGCGGCGGGACACCACGGAUGGUCAUCUCUCAGCGCUGGCGGAUUGUUUGCCCAGGCUGAACAGGGAAGGGCAUAAUUUCACUCGCUCGGUUAUCUACCUCUAGAUGGUCUGCGAAACAAGAGCAGUUCGAUCGAAAAGAACUCGGAUGAUUUCAUGAGGACGCCCACUUUGCGCGAACGGAACAGGCGCGCACGGACGGUCAGUUUGACAGUCGCUAUCGAGCAGUUUCCAUUCUGCGCGAGUGCGUAGCAGAAAUGAGGAGAGUCGCUCGCCACGCGCUGUACUCCGUCGGAACCGCCCAGCGCUAGCUAAUUCCGUGCGUACAUCGGCGCGGGCGAGUUCCGGACAUCUCGUAUUCCCACGGCAAACCGCUGUAUCGCGCGGCCACCACCAUGAGCGUCGAGAACCGUCCGCCGAACUUGGAGAACCUGGACAACUGCGCGUCCAGGCUUCGGCGCGACGAAGAGGCCGACGCCAACGGCGUUACCAGCGACGAGGACGGCCCGGCGGCGAGCCCCUCGGUGUCGCCGCUGGCGUCGAUCGACGGGGCCGACGACGACUCGCCGACGUCGGACGACAUGCCGGACGCGAUGACCGCCUCGUACAGCGAGAUCUACCAGGAAGGGGACGACGACGACGACCUGCUGCCGGGAGAGAUCUCGGACCUGGCCGAGGUGCAGGACGCCACGCUGGGCAUCAACGAGCUCGUCGACCAAAUCAACCGCGAGGAGCGGGAGGGCACGGCUCGCGCAGCUACCUCGUCGCGUGCCAACUCCGGCAGACCUCAGAGCCUGGGCGUCAAGGCGGCCAAGCCGCACCAGAGUAGCCGUCUUCCCUCUGCGAUGACAGACAGCCAAAUCACCAGUCCUGGCUCCUCUAUGAUGAGUGCCGAGGAGGCGUUUGAGGACUCGCCACUCCUGCGGCACGCUCACGGAGUCGCCGGUGCCGUGGGACUGUCUGAGCUCGCUGGGACGCUCACGUACGAGGGCGACAUGGUCAGCUUUGUUGCCGAGGACCUUCAGGAGAAGAUCAAGCUGAGCAGUCCGGUCAGCAAGGUUGCAGAUCCGUUUCCUUCGUCGUGUUCCUCAACGUCGAGUCUGUGCCGGCAGAUGUUUGCCCCGCACAUUGCCCCCAUCGAUCCGGGUGCCUUGGCCGACUUGGAAGAAGAAGCACGCACGGUCGCAGCCUCGGUCGAGACUCUGCUCGAGAGCCUCACCACAGCCAUGCAUGGGAUCUCAUCUAUGACAGUGGACUGCAUGAGGUUGUAUGAGAAGGGCAUCUCUAAGACUUGCGAUGUGGCAGAUUCCAACAUCAAGGCGAUGUACCAGCUAAUGGCCAAGUUUGAAGAGCUGAGCAACUCCAUGCGACCGCUGGACGGCCUCGUAGCAGAAGUGAAGAGCAUCAAGAAGCUGCUGGACCACUUCGAGAAUGCCGUGGAGGGUAGGAUCUGAUCAGCAGGCAGCAAGCUGGCAGAAGAGAGUGUAACAUAGGCUUCGUUAUUUAUACUUAACUUGCACAAGGUCAAAAUAAAUGGCCCUUACAGCCAUCAACACAG
Molecule: messenger RNA, 1690 nt
Organism: Dermacentor silvarum
Lineage: Eukaryota; Metazoa; Arthropoda; Arachnida; Ixodida; Ixodidae
Gene: BORCS6
Exons: 6
Coding region: 528-1586 (352 amino acids)
Biological process (GO): lysosome localization
Cellular component (GO): BORC complex
Source: RefSeq, a predicted model, not a curated record